AUGACCGAUACAAACUCAUCGCAAACGAAACAUUGUGAAAAGGUUAUCGUCGGCGGUCCACCAGUCGAGGAGAUUAAUGCGAAAACAUUCUGCAUUGCUGCUUAG
Messenger RNA from Sclerotinia sclerotiorum 1980 UF-70, 105 nucleotides. RefSeq lists its product with no specific name. The record is from RefSeq and is a predicted model, not a curated record. The coding region runs from base 1 to 105 and encodes 34 amino acids. Lineage: Eukaryota; Fungi; Ascomycota; Leotiomycetes; Helotiales; Sclerotiniaceae. The transcript has 4 exons.